Messenger RNA from Phaedon cochleariae (mustard beetle), 3668 nucleotides. The record is from the annotation of a GenBank genome assembly. Lineage: Eukaryota; Metazoa; Arthropoda; Insecta; Coleoptera; Chrysomelidae.
GGCAAUCGCUUUGUGCUAUCCGAGAGUCAGGACUAGUCAGUCGGGUAGCCGACUUGAUUAUAAUUUAAAUAAUUUCUGCUCAUUUACCUCCGAUUAACACACCGAGCGCGAUAGCUAAAAAAAACAACAUGAGCGUUUUAUAUUUAUAAAACACCUUGGGCACAAAGAAACAGUUGGUUACCGAAUGUGCUGAAACAAUUUCUGGUCCACGAUGUUUAAAAAAAUUGACGUUCUAUUCAUAAUAUGUCCAUUGUUACUGUGUUGUCAGCUGGUACGAAAAACAGAAGCUGUUGUGGGUGUCAGCGAAAUCCUCGACAUAAUCAAGAUCGCAAAGGAUGUGGUGGUGACAGUGGCGAAGACAUGGAACAUUGUGGAUCAGCACGUCGAUUUCUCGAACAUCCCCAUACCUAUUCUGGAUAAAACGGAAGCGAAAUUGUUCGGGAAACUCGGCAUUAUAACCUCGAAAUUGGAUCAGCUGAAUCAACAAAUCGAUGCAGUCGGCACCAAUACCAUAUCGACGGUACUGCAUUCGCUCCAAGAAAGGGUGCGACUCGAACUACGUCUCAACGAUCUAUCGGACUACAUCACUCGCAUGGACGUCAUCUACAGGAACUUCGAGAACUACGCCAAGAACAAGCGGAACUUUGAAAAAUUCACGCUUGAGGAUUUCGCGAAAAGCGUCAUCUCGCACGACUCCAGCUCGGUGAUGAGCCUUUUGGAAAGGAUACACGCUUUCGUGUCACCGGGAAAUAGGGGAGUCACAGAUAGCGGGGUGAUGAUCAUAUUGAGUAGGGCUCUUGAGCUCAAGUAUCACACCUCUCGUACCCGACAGAUAUGCCCUCUACCGACAAUACACGCCCUGAAUAAAGUGACAUUUCCCUGACACGACAACGACAAUGGACGCGCUCAAGAAACUGUUGUGCCUUUGCGUGUGUUUGUGCGCCUGCUCGGCUCGAGAUCCCGCGAAAAUAUCCGCCGUCGACCGAUUGCGAUACGACUUCUUGCGAUUGGAAGAGGAGCUGUGGGCCGACGUGCUCGGGUACACGGAGAAUCACGUCAAGGAGGCCGACGAGGUUACCGAGAGAGGGCCGGAAGUGAACCUCAUCAGGAAGUUCGAAAGGUUCGGCGAUACGGUCCAGGAGCUCACGCCCAACAACGACCUCACCUACGGCUUGACCGCCCUCGACUCCGUGUGGGCGUACCAGCUAGCCCUAGCCGACCUGCGCGCCAUUCACGCCCUCUACGACACCUUCAGGCGGUUCCAGGGCCAGCAGACCGCCCGCGGGCGCGUGCCGUCGCCCAAGAGAGCCUGGAUCGAUCUGGCCGCGGGCGUCCUGUACGACGCCAAGGGCAACGUCGACGGCUCGUUGGAGAGGGUGCAAGUGGCCAUCGAGACAGGAAUGUUCGCUAGCGCCAGGAAGGAAGUAGAAGGAGACAUGCUUUGUAAUGCGAAGCAAUCACCUCAACAAGUCCUUUACAAUUUAUACAAUACCAUAGCAAUAACGGAACUGAAAGGCUAUACCAUGAUACAAUUUUCGUACAUGCUGCUCAGGCUAUACAAUCAAGGAAAUUUCACCACCGAAGCUCAAAUAAUGAGAGACAGAUACGAACAACGAACGAAUAAUGCUAUCGAAGUCAUGAGGAAUGCCAUGACGAAUUCUUCCAGGCAACUGUGGAACUGUGAUCCCAAAAAACACAUCAAAGGAGAUACCUAUGAAGAAAUUACUCAACUCCUGCAAGGUUAUGUCCAAAAUGAAGUGGAUCUCAACUCGGAAGGUACUUGCAGAGAAAACUGCGCCGAAUAUACAUACACAAAGAGUCACGACUGUUUCAAGAACCUUUACUGUAGACAACAGAGGAGAUGUAAUGGUAAAAUCAUAAACUGCCGAUACUUCGACUCUGACAUGUGGAUUUGUCCAGCGGAUCCAUUGAGCGGUCGUCGAUACGAAUACAUCGAAUAUGAGAACGGUAGGGUUUUGGGACGAAAACAGGGAUGCAGCAGAGGAUCAACCAAAGUGGACAGUUGGUGGAGGUAUCUGUUUUGGCACUGCUCGUAUUGUUUCUGUCUGUGCGACGAGCAAGGAAGCAACUCUGACAGAUACGUGAAUAUGAGACCUUCUAUAGCUGAUACUGACAAUAACAUGAUUGUAACUGGAAUGAGAUUUGUGAAGAAAAACCGUAUCAUCCAUCUUCAAAUUCAGGAAGGAAAAUUGAUCGAGAGAGGUAGGAUUGAUAUCAACACAGUACAUUGGGUGCCGGUUGAAGAGUACAAAAUAACUGACAGCAAAAUCUUCAACGGACAGGACUAUCACACAUUCACUUGGGAAAAGCGAGCUUUAGAUCUUGAUGAUCUAGAAGCUGAUCCUGGGUAUAUACUCACAGGUAUUCGUUUCAAGGAAAUUGGUUCCCAUCUGAAUUUCGAGAUAUACGUGACCAAGUUUGAUUUCGACACAGGAAAACUUAUCAAUCCUCAGAGUACUAGUAUUUGGAAAGAUAACCCGAAUACAGAUUCUUCUAGGUCGAAUCCAAGGACGAAAGUGCACCUCAACCAGCCGGACAUCCCCAUCAGGUCUCCCUCCCCCUCCGUACCGGAUUCGAGGAGUGACCAAUACAUCGAAUUCACCAAUUCGGACUUGGACAGGGACGCCGGGCAGACGACGGUGCCGUUUUUGGACGCCCAAAAGCUCGAAUCGCUUCAGGCGGUGCCGCUUUCGGGCGCCGGGGUGUUCCACAAGGGCAGGCCCUUCUUCGGCGGGUUUGUUACCCCCAAAUUGAUCACGUACGAUUUCAGCAAGCAUUUGAAGGCCGCUUUUCCCGAAGAAGAGGUCAAUUGAGCUCUUUAUUUAAAUUAGAUUGUGUUUUGUAUUAAGCGAUAGCAUAGAUAGUAAUAGUCUCAAAUGGUGAGAAAAAUACAGUUUUCAGAUGUUUUUCCUAAAAUUGCAUUGUGAUUAUUAAAAUGAUUUUUAUCAAUUUUAUAAAUGGAAUUUUAUGCUUAAGAGUGAAAUAUAUCAUUAAAAAUAGCAGAUAUAUUCGACUGUGAUUCAGGAUUUUAAACUAAAAUGGACGAUAAUUGAAUAAGUGAUAAGCUGAACAAUUUUAGGGAUUCAUUCAUGCAUGUAUAUUAUGCCCUCAAAUGUUCGUGAAUUUUAAAUGAAUAAAAAAAAGAUGUGUAUUUCAAUAUUUCAGCUCAACCUGACCAAUUGAAAAUUUGUAUUUUACCUGCUUUGAUUACACUAGAACGUUACUUCUUCGAUAUGUUUCCCAAUGUCAUAAGAGAAAUAUGUCUUCAAGAAACAAGAUAGUAGAUUUUUUUAUUAGUAUAAAAAGUGACACUUUGUUUGACAAGCGAGUUUAGCAUUUGCGAGGCAGAGCGAAAGCAAAAUUUGCGAAUAGUAAAACAAAUAUCUUUCUAUUCAAUGGUUUUGUCAAUUUUUUCCAUUUCAUCCAAUAAUGCCCAUUUCCUCAAUUUUAUCCAGGGGACUGGACAAAAUCAAAAGAAGUGGAGAAAAUGUCUAUCCUUAUUGUGAUUAUGGAAAUUUAUUAUUGAUUUUAUAAAUGGAAUUAUAUGCUUAAGAGUGAAAUGUAUCAUUAUAAAUAGAAGAUAUAUUUGACUGUGAUCCAAGAUUUCAAAGUGAAAGGGAUGAUUACUGAAUAAAAUAUAGUAAGGC